CAUAAAUCAAAUCCCAUAUAUCCACUUCUUCUGCUCGUUUGCAUUAAGCUCACUGCAACUGACUAAACUCAACAACAAGCUCAAACGAAAGGAAAAAAGAAAAUGGUGACUCUCUAUAGCUUAUCUUCAUCAUCAUCCACAUUUCUCUUCCCUCCUCUGAGUCUAAAACACCUCCAUAAUUACGUACCAAAGAGAUCCACAACCAGUCUUUACUUCAACGACAACAACAGACCUCUUUCAGCGACGUCUCUCCAGUCGCCGGAAUCCGACCCUUCAGUCUCCCCGGAGGUCCGGACCUUCUGGAAGUGGCUCCGAGAUGAAGGCGUUGUCUCGGCGAAGACGCCGGCGAGGCCGGCCGUGGUGCCGGAGGGCCUGGGACUGGUCGCGACGAGGGACAUCGCGCGAAACCACGUCGUUUUGGAGGUACCCAGGAGGCUGUGGAUAAACCCAGAUGCCGUCGCGGCAUCGGAGAUCGGGAAGGUGUGUAGUGGGCUCAAGCCGUGGAUCGCCGUUGCCCUGUUUUUGCUGAGAGAGAAGGCCAUGGAGGAUUCUAAGUGGAGGCUUUACUUUGAUGUUCUUCCCGAGAGUACUAACUCCACUGUGUUUUGGUCAGAAGAAGAGCUUUCUGAGCUUCAAGGAACCCAACUUUUGAGCACAACACUAGGAGUGAAAGAGUAUGUUGAGAAUGAGUUCAGAAAGGUGGAAGAAGAAGUUAUUCUCCCAAACAAGCGGCUUUUCCCUUCUCCUAUAACAAUGGAUGAUUUCUUUUGGGCAUUUGGGAUACUCAGAUCAAGGGCAUUUUCACGCCUCCGUAACCAAAACCUCGUUUUGAUCCCCGGUGUAGACCUGAUCAAUCACAGCUCCAAAGUAACCACAGAAGAUCAUGCACAUGAGGUCAAAGGACCAGCAGGUCUUUUCUCUUGGGACUAUUUGUUCUCUCUGAGAAGCCCACUCUCUGUCAAGGCUGGUGAGCAGGUUUUCAUACAAUAUGACAUAAACAAGAGUAAUGCUGAGUUCGCUUUGGACUAUGGAUUCAUAGAUUCCUUGGCGGAUCGUGACGCGUAUACACUAACACUAGGGAUAUCAGAAUCAGACCCUUUUUUUGAUGACAAACUGGACAUUGCUGAGACAAAUGGUUGGGGUGAGACGGCAUACUUCGAUAUCUUCUUGGACCGUCCACUUCCUCCUGGAAUGCUUACUUAUCUAAGACUGGUAGCUCUUGGAGGAACCGACGCUUUUCUCUUGGAAAGCAUCUUCAGAAACUCUGCGUGGGGCCAUCUUGAGCUGCCUGUAAGCCGUGCCAAUGAAGAGCUCAUAUGCCGAGUGGUCAGAGACGCCUGCAAAUCCGCUCUUUCUGCUUAUAGCACCACCAUUGAAGAGGAUGAGAAGUUCAAAGGAGAAGAAUUGGAUCCAAGGCUUGAGAUUGCUGUUGGAAUAAGGCAAGGGGAGAAAAAGGUGCUGCAACACAUUGAUGGGAUUUUCAAGGAGAGAGAAUUGGAGUUGGAUUUAUUGGAGUAUUAUCAAGAGAGAAGGCUCAAGGAACUUGGUCUUUGUGGAGAACAAGGAGAGAUCAUCUUCUGGGAGCCCAAGUAGGCCAAAAUCAAACUGAUCAUAUGUUGCUUGAGGAAUCCAGCAAAACAACUUCUUGUUUCUGCAGAAAAUAAGCUCUCCACUGAGAUUUGUGAUCUAUCUAUCUUCAUCAACUGAAUUUCCACUGUCCAUCUUUUCCGUCAUUUUUCAUGUACAACGAGAGCAAGAUAUGUAAUGUGGAGCUACAGUUUCGAACAUGUGAGCGCCGAGCCAUCGUUAAUGUCGUACACCAUAGCGAUGAUUCGUACAAGUGUAUGUACCGACAUUAAAUGAUUUCAGCAUUUCUAUGACCUUGAAUUAUGCUAUGUGCACAACAGUUUAGCACAUAAAUCUUUCUAGUUUCUACGGUUCACUCUGCACAAGCAGUUGAUCACGCACCUUCUGGAUUUUUGAAUUUCCUUGCACCAUUCGGCAAGGAUAGCUUAUGCACGCAUAAAGAUCUGUCUGCUUUACUGGUCUUUCUUUUUUUUUUUUUUUUUGUCAUUUGAUUUUACAUUUCUUGUAGCUUCCCAACGCAUCUGUUUAAUGCAUGGUGUGAACAGAGAAGUGAUCCAAGUGAAUGCACGGGAGGAGAUAUUUUGGUAGUG
Morus notabilis is the source of this 2177-nucleotide messenger RNA. RefSeq names its product ribulose-1,5 bisphosphate carboxylase/oxygenase large subunit N-methyltransferase, chloroplastic. The transcript is spliced from 6 exons. Gene Ontology annotation, biological process: peptidyl-lysine monomethylation. Gene Ontology annotation, molecular function: [ribulose-bisphosphate carboxylase]-lysine N-methyltransferase activity; protein binding; protein-lysine N-methyltransferase activity. The record is from RefSeq and is a predicted model, not a curated record. Gene Ontology annotation, cellular component: chloroplast. Lineage: Eukaryota; Viridiplantae; Streptophyta; Magnoliopsida; Rosales; Moraceae. Bases 103 to 1593 code for a protein of 496 amino acids.